AUGGGAUGUGGUUGUGUUACUUCAGCUGCUGAAAAUCCAAAUAGAAUAUCGAAAGUAGACGAUUUCAACAUUACAGCAAAUGACCUGGUAGUAAAAAAGUUGGGAAAAAUAAAUAAAGAUUAUGAAAUAAUUAGACCUUCAAUAGGAAAGGGUUUGUAUAAAAUUCAUCUACCCAAUAGGUAGUUUCGGGAAGGUUUACAAGGUUAUACAUAAAGUGUCUGGAGUUUAAAGAGCUGUUAAAGUGAUCAGAGCAACUUAAUUUGAUUAAGAUAAAAUCGCUCAAGAAGUGUUAAUUUUAAAAAAAAUGGUUAGCAAAUGAUAUAAUAGCUAGGAUCAUCCAAAUAUCUUAAAGGUUUAUGAAUUUUAUCAAGAGGGAAACUAUAUAUCAAUAGUUACUGAAUUGUGUACUGGGGGAGAAUUAUUUGAUAAAUUAUCCAAAGGUUAGAGUUUUAGUGAAGACAUGGCAGCCAUAACUAUGAGACAAAUUCUAUCUGCAGUGAAUUAUUGUCAUUCAAAUAACAUAGUUCAUCGAGACUUAAAGCCUGAAAACCUAUUAUAUGAGAGCAAGGAUAAAAAUGCGCUUCUCAAAUUAGUUGACUUUGGGACUAGCAGUGUUAUUCAACAAAAAAUGAAAUAAAAGCUAGGAACUCCAUAUUACAUUGCUCCAGAAGUUUUGAAUGAAAGUUAUAAUGAAAAAUGUGAUGUUUGGUCUUGUGGUGUAAUACUUUAUAUUUUACUUUGUGGAUAUCCGCCAUUUUAAGGAGGCACUGAAGAAGUUUAUAUUAACUAUACUUGUAGAUGAUUAUGGUAAAAGUUAAGGAGGGCAAAUAUAAUCUUGAAACUGAAGAUUGGCAAUGCGUUUCUGAAGAGGCCAAGAAUCUAAUCACUAAAAUGCUAAGGAAGUAUGUAAUCAAUCUAUAUAACUAAAGAGAUCCUUAAUAGAGGAUUAGUGCUAACGAAGCCCUUAAUCACCCAUGGAUCUAAAAGUUCACUUCAGUUGUUGAUGUUUCUAAUUUAAAUAAGGUUCUAAACAAUAUUAGAACAUUUCAAGCUGUCUGUAAGUUACAAGAAGCCACCUGGAUAUUUAUGGUUAAUAACCUGGCCACUUCUGAUGAAAAAGCCUAAAUUAUGAAGGCAUUUUAAGCCUUGGAUUUAAAUCAUGAUGGAUUGCUGAGCAAAGAAGAAUUAAUCAUAGGAUUUUCUUAGAUAAUGAGUGAAGUAGAGGCUGAAAAAGAAGUUUCAAGAAUAAUGAGACUAAUCGACAAAAACAAUAGUUAAUUGAUUGAUUAUACAGGUUUCAUUAUUAUGAUUUAUUUAGAAUUUCUUAUGGCAAGUACAAGCAGAACUGAAUUUCUAGACGAUGAAAGAAUUGAAAAAGCGUUUCAAAUGUUUGAUCUUGAUAAAAGUGGGGGCAUCUCAUAAGAAGAAAUAUGCGAGGUCUUAGGUGGAGGAACACAGUAUGAUAAAAAAGUUUGGUCAGAUUUAAUCAAGGAUGUCGAUAUCAAUGGAGAUGGAGAAGUAAUAAAUUAUUUUGAUAUUUCAGAUUUAGUUAGAUGAAUUUAGAUAAAUGAUGUUGUCUAUGAUUACAAAGGAAUGA
Messenger RNA from Paramecium octaurelia, 1597 nucleotides. NCBI's taxonomy places the organism in Eukaryota, Ciliophora, Oligohymenophorea, Peniculida, Parameciidae. The record is from the annotation of a GenBank genome assembly.